Molecule: messenger RNA, 1436 nt
Organism: Gossypium raimondii (Peruvian cotton)
Lineage: Eukaryota; Viridiplantae; Streptophyta; Magnoliopsida; Malvales; Malvaceae
Product: vestitone reductase
Exons: 5
Coding region: 99-1082 (327 amino acids)
Molecular function (GO): oxidoreductase activity, acting on the CH-OH group of donors, NAD or NADP as acceptor
Source: RefSeq, a predicted model, not a curated record
GGAUAUUGUACGUGACUUCGCAUUUCAAAGUCAAAACAAACAAUUCCACGGAAGCAAUAAUUAAGAAUACCACCCAUUCCUCUGGAAAGGUAAGAGAUAUGGAAGGAGAUAAAGGAACAGUAUGCGUGACUGGAGGGAACGGUUACGUUGGCUCCUGGUUGAUUAAACUGCUUCUUGAGCUCAGUUACUCUGUUCAUACCACUGUUAGAGCUGACCCAGGUAACAAGAGAGACCUUAGCUUCCUCACCAACCUAUCAGGAGCAAAUGAAAGGCUUAAAAUCUUCAUAGCAGAUCUUAAUGAUCCCGAGAGUUUUGGUACUGUCAUCGAGGGAUGCAAAGGAGUUUUCCAUGUUGCUGCUCCCAUGGAUUUCCAGGACAACGAACCCGAAGCAGUUGUGACCCAAAGGUCAAUCGAUGGAACAUUAGGCAUCUUGAAGACAUGCUUGAGAUCAAACACAGUGAAGAAAGUUGUAUACACUUCUAGUAUUACCGCCGUAUUUUUCAACAAGAUCAAGAAUGUGGAGAUUAUGGACGAGAGUUAUUGGAGUGAUGUGGAUUACAUUCGAUCAGAAGUUAAGUCAAACUUGAGUUCUUAUGCCAUUACCAAGACUUUGACAGAAAAAGCAGUUCUUGAAUUUGCAGCACAACAUGGAUUGGAUUUGGUUUCCAUCAUUCCUCCUAUGGUUCUGGGUCCCUUCAUCUGUCCCAAGAUGCAUGUUCCAGUGCACACCGCAUUGUCUCCCAUCCUAGGGAGUAGGAAAAACAAUAAUCUUCUUCUCAAUCUUGCAAUGGUGCAUAUGGAUGAUUUGGCAAGGGCAUUCAUCUUCCUGCUUGAGCAUCCUGAGGCAAAAGGAAGGUAUAAUUGUUCCUCUGAUACGGUUACUGCUCCAAAGAUAGUUGAAAUUCUUUCAACUAACCAUCCAGAAUUCCCAAUUGUAGACACCCUGGAAGGAAUUGAAGGUGCUAAAUUGCCUGGUUUGUCAUCAAAGAAGCUCUUGGAUUUGGGUUUCAGAUUCAAGUAUGGGGUUGAGGAUAUAUAUGAUGGAAUUAUUAAAAGCUGCAAGGAGAAAGGCUUUCUCUAGGAAGCAUAAACAUGAUAUUUAACGUUUGCGGUGUGAGCAAUGUGUGGAUACCAAGGAAGUGAUCCAAGUUAGGGUUUAAUAUUUGCAUAGGUGGUAUUAAUAUUAUUCUUUGAACUGUGGGUAUAAGGCAAUAUGGUUAGACUAAGAUCAAUUAUUAUUGUGGUCCUUAUGAUAUUUUAUGGGUUUAGUUGUCUAGCCCUUUUGAUGGAUGUUAUAAUUAUUUCAUUGGUAUUGUUUUGGUUUAAAUAUUUACUAUGUUGAAGUGCCAUGAACUGUUUAUGUGGUCAAUUGACGUUGAAAAAUGUGGUAGAACUGUUGCAUGAAUUUUACGUUAAUGUUUUGAUUACUUUCAUA